Molecule: messenger RNA, 1614 nt
Organism: Papaver somniferum (opium poppy)
Lineage: Eukaryota; Viridiplantae; Streptophyta; Magnoliopsida; Ranunculales; Papaveraceae
Exons: 2
Coding region: 477-1364 (295 amino acids)
Molecular function (GO): S-adenosylmethionine-dependent methyltransferase activity
Source: RefSeq, a predicted model, not a curated record
UAGCGUUUAUAAAUACAGAAUGAAGAAAAUUUCAAUUCCCUUUCUCAUUCUCAUUAAACUCAUCAUAUGAAAAUCUCGAGUCCUGAGUCUUCAGUAACUACUGUAGUAUAGAACUAGAAACCAGAGAGAAUUUCUCUUUUUCUGUCUCCUAUUCUGCCAUUACUUUAAUGGCAACAAUUGGCAGUUUCUAAUACUACCCAAUAGCAGCAAGUGAGUAGUAACAUUUAGUGAUGAACAAAAGCGCGUGAAGCCUGACAUUUCCAGAUUUGAGGACUCAAACUUCAUAUGUACUGAAACAAGUAAAGCAAAACCAAAUACAAUUUUUCUCUGUUCUGUCAUUCAAAGAUCUUUUGCUUUGAGAUCUCAACUUUGAAAUGCUCUGUUACUGAUAAAGGAUCUGACAUUUUUUAACUCAAUCAAGAUUUGAAGUUGGAGGAUUGGAAUUGUAAUUGCUGAUUAGUUAAUUUUGAUUAAAAAUGGGGAAAUCUGGUAGAGAUUGGACACAGAUCUACGCGAUCUAUGGAAUGGAUGAAUGGCAAACCCUAAUGUUCUUAUUAAUCCAUGCUUUUUUCUUCUCAUUUCUUUCUGUUUUCUUUCUUCUCUACUUCAAUCCAAUCUGUUCAAUCUUUGAUUCAUUCUUCCCUGCUCUUCCUUCCGGAGCUCCUCGAUUCAUCGCCGGAUUUACUGGUUCAGUUACCGCAAUCUUAGCGGUCUGUUUACUGUUCGCCGCCUGUAACAUUUUCUACUCAUCUGUAUCUCUUCACUGGGAUAUGGCUCAAAGAAUAGUCAACGCAGUCAAUGAUUGGUCAACAGUCAAAACUGCACUUGAUGUUGGUUGUGGUAGAGGAAUUCUCCUUAAUGCUGUUGCUCAGCAAUUGAAAAAAGAAGGAAGUUCCGGUAGAGUAGUCGGACUUGAUCGCCGGAAGACUACUGUAUCGACUUUAAGAACGGCAGGAAUGGAAGGUGUUCAAGAAUAUGUAACGUGUAAAGAAGGCGAUGCUCGUCAUUUACCAUUCGGUGACAAUUACUUUGAUGUUGUUGUUUCUGCUGUUUUUUUACAUACAGUUGGUAAAGAAUUUGGGCAUAAAACUGCUGCAGCAGCUGCUGAAAGAAUGAAAGGAUUAAGUGAAGUUGUACGGGUGUUGAAACCUGGUGGUGUUGGUGUUGUUUGGGAUUUAGUUCAUGUUCCUGAAUAUGUCCAGAGAUUAAAAGAAUUAAGAAUGGAAGAUAUUAGAGUUUCUGAACGUGUUACUGCUUUUAUGGUCAGUAGUCAUAUCGUCUCAUUUCGUAAACCAAAUCAACAACAAUUACUUAGUUUUAGUGGGGAGUUUAGGGUUGAUUGGAGAUGUCAUGGUCUCUGUUAAUUUUUUCAAAAGAUCUUUGAAUUUUCUUCUGUUUGUUUAAAGUAUAACUUUAGGUUUUAAAAAAAUCUGGCAAUGGCGAAGCCUGGUUCAGAUCCUUAAGAAGAACAUGAAUUAAUGUAUUCUGUUCUGUGUCUUCAGGGAAGAAGAUAUAUAUAUGAUGUUACAAUUAUUAAUAACUAAUUGUAUAUACAGAUAAUAAUAAUAAUAAUAAAUAAAAAAUAUGUUUGAUAUUCAUCAUUACAUAAGGGAA